Messenger RNA from Cololabis saira (Pacific saury), 3029 nucleotides. Its product is annotated as venom phosphodiesterase CdcPDE. The transcript has 25 exons. The coding region runs from base 50 to 2647 and encodes 865 amino acids. The record is from RefSeq and is a predicted model, not a curated record. Gene Ontology annotation, biological process: nucleoside triphosphate catabolic process. Lineage: Eukaryota; Metazoa; Chordata; Actinopteri; Beloniformes; Belonidae. Gene Ontology annotation, molecular function: nucleoside triphosphate diphosphatase activity; nucleic acid binding; metal ion binding.
UCUUUGAUCCGUCUGUCCGUUUGCUGUCAGUGUGUGCAGCCACAGACUUAUGGUAGCCAUGGAGUGGGUGAAGAAAAACAAAAAGAGGAUCGUUAUUGGUGUCUUGGCUGUAUCGAUUGUGACGUUAAUCCUCGGUCUUGGACUUGGCCUAGGACUCGACUUGCAGAGAUGUAGAAACAAAGUCAACACCUCCUGCAGAAACAGAUGCUAUGAGCCCUUUGACGAUGACGUUCCUGGCUGCAGAUGUGACACAAACUGCAUGUCCACAAACAGCUGUUGCUAUGACUACCAUGACACCUGCACCGUUGCAACCCAGCAGUGGCAAUGCACAAAGCUGCGCUGCGGUGAGAAGAGGCUGACCGAGAGCAAAUGUCACUGCUCUGACGACUGUCUCGCUUCAGGAGACUGCUGCACAAACUACAAGCACAUCUGCCACGGAGAGACGGAGUGGGUGGAGGACAAAUGUGAGGACCUAUCAACGGCUUCAUGUCCAGCAGGCUUUAAGCAACAGCCGCUGCUCCUUGUAUCGUUGGAUGGACUGAGGGCUGACUACCUGGACACGUGGAGCUAUCUCGUACCUGUUCUGGACAAACUGAAGAACUGUGGAACAUCAGCACCAUACAUGCAGGCAGCAUUUCCAAGCAAGACUUUUCCUAAUCACUACACACUUGUAACGGGUCUCUACCCAGAGUCAAAUGGUCUAAUUGACAACUUUAUGUAUGACCCAGUGUUUAAUGCAACUUUCAGCUUGUCCAGUCCUGAGAAAGAUAACCCUGCCUGGUACUACGGACAACCAAUUUGGCACACAGCGAGGUACCAGGAACUGAAGUCCGGGACCUUCUUCUGGCCAGGGUCGGAUGUCAAAAUCAACGACAGCUUUCCCAACCUUUACCAACCCUACGAUGGCAAAGUGCCAUUUGAAGAACGAGUAUUUACGGUGCUUCAGUGGUUGCAGCUGCCGGAUGAUCAAAGACCAGAUUUCUACACAUUAUAUCUAGAGGAACCAGAUAAAUCUGGACACAGCUUCGGUCCGGUCAGCGGAGGGGUGGUGGUGUCACUUCAGGGUGUGGAUAAGAUCAUUGGGCAACUCAUGAAUGGCCUCAAGCAGCUUGGUCUCCAUCGCUGCGUCAACGUCAUCAUUGUUGCUGAUCACGGUAUGGAAGAAAUGAGCUGCGACAGGAAGGAGGCGAUGCAGGAAAUGGUGGGAGACACCAGCACUUAUUUCGUUAUCGAGGGGCCGUUUGGACGAAUCAGGGCGAAGAACCCGGACACAGUCUUGGACUCGGCUGGACUUGUGGCUAACAUGACUUGUAAGAAAAAAGACCAAAAGAUCAAGCCAUACCUGAAAGCCAACUUGCCGAAGCGCCUCCACUUCGCCAACAGCCGACGCAUUGAAGACAUCAGUAUCUUGGUUGAACCAAAAUGGCUUUUUGAGAGAAAUCCAGGAUCGCUCCUAUUCUGCUCCGCUGGGAAUCACGGCUAUGACAACGAUGUAGAGAGCAUGCUAGCCAUGUUUCUCAGUUAUGGACCCAAGUUUAAGUACCGGAGUAAGAUUGAACCCUUCUCUAACAUUGAGCUAUACAAUAUCAUGUGUGAUGUGAUGGGAAUCCAUCCCGCUGACAACAAUGGGACGCACGGAAGUAUGAAUCAUGUUCUGAGGGAGCCCCACUACGAGCCCACACGCCCUGCAGAGCAGAGUACGCCCGCUCAGUGCCCACUACUCAGCCUGGACCCUGAAGACGCCCUGGGGUGCUCCUGCCCAGCCUUGGAUGGAAGUGCCAUCAACAGUCGUUUGAAUCUUACUGCAGAGGAACUAUCUGCUGCAGAGAAGAAGCACAUGCUGUUUGGUCGUCCCAAGCUGCUGCAGCCUGACCAGCGCUACUGCAUCCUCCACCAAGAGGGGUUUGUCAGUGCCUACAGCCAUCAAGUGUUUAUGCCUCUAUGGAGCUCCUUCACAAUUGAGAAGCCAACUGACUUGGAUCCAUUGCCGCCAGUGAUUACAAACUGCCUGAGGGCUGACGCACGUCUGUUGCCAUCACAAAGUCCCACGUGUGAUCAGUAUGACGCCGCUGGAAACCUGAGCCCUGCCUUCUUGUACCCACCCAAUCUUAACAUUACAGUGGACCAGCAGUAUGAUGCGUUGCUGAUGAGCAAUGUAGUUCCAAUGUACCCAGGAUUUAAGAGGAUCUGGGACUACUUGCACAACACGUUACUGAAGAAAUAUGCAUCUAUAUACAAUGGCAUCAAUGUGGUAACUGGCCCCGUCUUCGAUUACAACUAUGACGGCCGUUAUGACAGUCUGGAUCAGAUACAGCAGUCUGUUCCUGGUACCAACAUUUCCAUCCCCACACAUUACUUUGUGGUGUUGACCAGCUGCAGCGACUCAGCUCAGCAAGUCAGCACCUGCGCGGAGAAGCUGCAGACGGUGUCCUUUCUGCUCCCCCACAGAGAAGACAACUCUGAAAGUUGCAAGAGUGCGGAGGAUGAAUCUCUCUGGGUGGAAGAUCACAUGUGGUUUCACCAGUCUCGAGUGAGAGAUGUCGAGUGGAUCACAGGACUGGACUUUUACCAGGGCAGCAUCCGUCCACUCCCAGAGUUGCUGAUGGUGAAAACUCGCCCCACAGCGGCCAUUCGCAGAAAACAAUGAUAAAUCAAUUUAUACCCACACACACAAAAUCAGUUUUAUCACUGUGUCAGCAGAAGAAUGAAUGUAUCUCUAUCUAUGUAUCAAGGUAGUAAUGUUAUUUAUUUACCUCUUACAUUGUUAUUACCAUUUAAUCAUAUUACAUUCUUGUUGCAUUAAGGAUGUUUUGAUUUAUUUUGCUAAUGUUAAAGAGCGGAACCAGAUGUGAACAAUAUUUUUUUAUGAAUUUGUGAUGAACAUGUAACUUUAUUUUCAGAGACUAUUUGUUUUUUUAAUGUCUGAGAGAGGCAUUUCUAUUAUUUGGGUUAAGUAACUAGUAGAGGUUUGCUCAAUUUCAUACCACUUUCUGAAAAGACAGAAAAGCAAAAUUGAAAGCUGAGAAAAC